GUGACGUCAUAAGACCGCGCCGCGCUCCUGCGUCUGCGGCUCAGCUGGAGAAAGGACAAAGUGUUCAAACACGGAAAAACCUGACUGACGCGCGGUUGUAAAGAUGGAGCGUAUUAAAAAAAAGAGUGAAGAAGUGAAGAGUAAAGAAACAUUCAGACAUGAAGAUGCUGAGGAACAAACAGACCCGAUGGCACUGAAAGAGAAGAGUGAAGAACUCAAUGAAGCGGAUGAGAAAGAUCGUGAUUUCAUGAAUGGGGAAAAAUCCUUUAACUGUUCACAGACAGAAAAGACUUCAAGAAAAAUGGCUCAAACGACGGGAGGAAGUUAUAUCGCCUGCCAACCGUUUGAAAAGGGUUUCAGUCAAACAGAAAGCAUUAACAGGUCUGUGAGUAUCCACACAGGAGAGAAACUAUACGCGUGUCAACAGUGUGGAAGGAGUUUCACUCAACAUCGACACCUUGAAGUCCACAUGAGAGUUCACACCGGAGAGAAGCCCUUUGCCUGCCAGCAGUGUGGAAAGCAUUUCAGUCAUAGAGUAAGUCUUAAAAGACACAUGAGGAUUCACACCGGAGAGAAGCCGUACACCUGUCAGCAGUGUGGGAGGAGUUUCACUCAGUCUGGACAGCUCGGGCUUCACAUGAGCGUUCACACCGGAGAGAAGCCCUACAAGUGCCCGCAGUGCGGAAGGAGUUUCAACCGAAAAGGAAACCUUCACUGCCACAUGAAAAUUCACACCGGAGAGCAGCCGUACACAUACGAUCAGUGUGAGAAGAGUUUUGAUCAACAGGACGUCCUCGACGUCCACAUGAGAACUCGUCGAGAGAAGCCCUACAUCUGUCCUCAGUGUGGAAAGUGGUUUAAUCAUAAAGGACGCUUUGAGGACCACAUAAGAACUCACACCGGAGAGAAGCCUUUCACCUGCCAGCAGUGUGGGAAAUGCUUCAGCCAAAAAGGAAACCUCGACAGGCACAUGAGAGUUCACACCGGAGAGAAGCCCUGUAUAUGUGGUCACUGCGGAAAGAGAUUCAGAUAUAGAGCAGGACUUAAGUACCACAUGAGGUUUCACAUUUGGAGAAGGUGUCCAAAAGGCGGGAAAACUCCUGGCGGUUUUACAGAGAUGGCGUUCAUCAAGGAGGAGAGCAAAGAAACGGUGAAAGGUGAAGAAGAUGCUGAGGAGCAGAUGAAGACGGUGUCCAUCAAGGAGGAGAGCGAAGAAACAUUCAAACGUGAAGAAAGUUCUGAUGAUGGAGGCAACAGUGAAGCGACUCAAAUUUGGCUGUACUCGUUGCCCAGCCUCCCUCAUAGUCAUACCAUGGACAAGAACAUGAUGGCGUUUAUUAAAGAGGAGAGGGAAGAAACACUCAGCGUUAAACAUGAAGACACUGAAGAACAAACAAAGAUGGAGUUUAUUAAAGAGGAGAGUGAAGACGUGAGCAUCGAUGAAACGUUUAGAGACAAACAUGAAGAAACUGAAGAACAAACAGACCUGAUGGCACUAAAAGAGGAGUGUGAAGUACUGAAUGAAAUAGACGAGAAAGACCAUGAUUUAAUAACUGGAGAAACAUUUAGCUGUUCAAAGACUCAAAAGACUUUAAGGAAAAGGACUCAAAAGACAGGAAGAAGUCAGCAUUUCACCUGCCAACAGUGUGGAAAGAGUUUCAGUCAAACAGGGGGUUUUAAAAGACACAUGAGAGUUCACACUGGAGAGAAGCCUUAUAUCUGCCAACACUGUGGACAGAGUUUCAGUUUAAAAGGAAACCUUAACAGACACAUGAGAGUUCACUAUGGAGAGAAUGCUUACACCUGCUGUCGGUGUGGAACAAGUUUUGAUCAACAUGAAAACCUUGAAGCUCACAUGAGAACUCAUACAAAGAAACUAUACACAUGCCCUCAUUGUGGAAAGAGUUUCCGUCGAAAACUACGCUUUGAAAGCCAUAUGAAAAAACACUCUGGAAAGCAGUCCUACACAUGUCCUCAGUGUGGAAAGAAGUUUAGUCAUAAAGGACGCUUAGAAGACCACAUAAGAAUCCACACAGGAGAGAAGCCUUUUUCUUGCCAACAGUGUGGAAGAAGUUUCAACCAAAAAGGAAAUCUUGAUAGACACAUGAGUGUUCACACUGGAGAGAAGCCUUACACCUGCCAACAGUGUGGAAGAGGUUUCAACCGGAAAGAAAACCUUAACUCCCACAUAACCGUUCACACUGGAAAAAAUCUUUUCACCUGUCAACAGUGUGGAAUAAGUUUUACUGAAAAUGAAAUCUUUACCAGACACGUGAGAAUUCACACUGGAGAGCAGCUUCACACGUAUGAUCAGUGUGGAAAGAGUUUUGAUCAACAUGAAAGUCUCGAAGUCCACAUGAGAACUCAUAGAGAGAAACCCUACAUGUGUUCUGAGUGUGGAAAGAGUUUCUGCCAAAAACAACAGUUUGAACACCACAUGAGACUUCACUCUGGAGAGCAACCCUACACAUGUCCUCAGUGCGGAAAGGGGUUUAAUCAUAAACGACACUUGGAAGAUCACAUAAGAACUCACACCGGAGAGAAGCCUUUCACUUGCCAACAGUGUGGAAGACAUUUUAGCCAAAAAGGAAGCCUUAAAAGGCACAUAGAUCGUCACAAUGGAGAGAAGCAAUUUACAUGUGGUCACUGCGGAAAGAGUUUCAAAAAUAAAGCAGCAUGUAAUCACCACAUGAGGUUUCACAUAUGAGAGAGAACUGUGUUGAUAAAUGAACAGUGUGACAUGGGUCUUGUAAUAACACCAGAGUGAAGCCUUUGCUCUGCCAUCAUUGUGGAAAGACUUGCAGAAACAAGACACUCUUGAGGUUCACAGAAGCACCAUUGAUAUAAUUCAAAACAGCCAUGGGUUUAUUUUCACCUGUGUUUAAAAUGUGUUUUGAUUGAUAGGAUCUCAAAUUCAGACUGUUCCUGUAUCCCUGUCUCUUUUGUCCACUUUCGACCACUUCUGUCCCAGUUUUGUCAAGGAAAGAGUAAAUGCAUGGGAUCUUUCACAUGUUGUGGUCAAGUGAAUGAAACAAGUCUGUUAAAUUUUUACAUAUAAAUGUGAGUGAGUUGAAAGAUUACAACUAAACUACAAUAUGUCACUGCCUUAUUUAUGUACUUGAUAAUUAAGUAAGGAAUAAUUGACUCAAAGUGGCUGUUACACCUUGUGUUUAAUUUUUUUAA
This is a messenger RNA of Puntigrus tetrazona (Sumatra barb), 3183 nucleotides long. Its product is annotated as zinc finger protein 345-like. NCBI's taxonomy places the organism in Eukaryota, Metazoa, Chordata, Actinopteri, Cypriniformes, Cyprinidae. The record is from RefSeq and is a predicted model, not a curated record. The transcript has 7 exons. Gene Ontology annotation, biological process: regulation of DNA-templated transcription. Bases 104 to 2707 code for a protein of 867 amino acids. Gene Ontology annotation, molecular function: DNA-binding transcription factor activity, RNA polymerase II-specific; RNA polymerase II cis-regulatory region sequence-specific DNA binding.